This is a messenger RNA of Trichoderma gamsii, 1719 nucleotides long. Its product is annotated as choline dehydrogenase. Bases 1 to 1719 code for a protein of 572 amino acids. Lineage: Eukaryota; Fungi; Ascomycota; Sordariomycetes; Hypocreales; Hypocreaceae. The transcript has a single exon. Gene Ontology annotation, molecular function: oxidoreductase activity, acting on CH-OH group of donors; flavin adenine dinucleotide binding. The record is from RefSeq and is a predicted model, not a curated record.
AUGGCAAAGAACGACCAAGGAUACGACUUCAUUAUUGUUGGCGCGGGUCCUGCUGGGUGCGCCGCCGCCAUUGACCUGGCGCGAAGUGACGGGCAUCCACGAGUCUUACUUCUAGAGGCAGGGGACAGCAACCGCGAUGUGUCCUUCCGCCAGCACAGCAACAUGCUCGUCCAAAUGCGGACAGAGUCUCUGAACUGGGAGCACAAGACCGUUGAUCUGCCGCAUCUCUACGGAAGACAGAUCAACUUAAAUCGAGGCAAGGGGCUCGGUGGCUGUUCUGCCAUCAACGCCACAUUUUGGUUUCGAGGAUCUCGGGACGAAUGGGAUGAGAUUAGUGAGCUUGUGGGCGAUGACGAUUGGCAAUGGGCCAAUGUGCGAGAGCGCUUCAAGAGACUCGAGAACUACCAUCAUGAAAUCGAGCCAAGGAGUGGCGAAAAGCGAUACUACGACCCCGGAGAGGAGGCGUACGGUACGGCCGGGGGGAUCAAUAUCUCGAGCCCAGUUACCAACUGGACUCGUGACAUGGCCGAGACAGCUGACACAUGGGCAGCUUGCGGUUACAAGAUCAACCCUGACGGCUCUGACGGUGACCACGUCGGAAUCGUCAUGGCCCCACUGAGCGGCUACGGUGGUAUCCGCAGCACAUCGGCCGACCUCCUAGAGAAUGCGCCCGAGAAUCUACAUGUUAGGACUAAAAGCUGGGUUUACCGUGUCCAGUUUGAAGAUGGCCAGGCCAAAGCAGUCACACUUUCGGACGGCGAAAUAAUCAGGGCCGCGAAAGAAAUUAUUCUCUGCGCUGGCUCCGUCGACAGCCCCAAGAUACUCUUACACUCUGGUAUUGGCCCAGCUGCCCAGCUCUCCAGUCAUGGUAUCCCAAUCGUCUAUGACAAUAAGAAUGUCGGCCAGGACCUGGGAGACCACUAUCACAUGUUCUGCUUCUUCACCAACAGAGAUGACAGCAUAUGCCGAGCCGGGGCUCCGAAUGGCGGCAACAUUAUGGGAUUUCUGAAAAGCGAAACGGCGUUACGAAGCCCAGAGUUUGAGGCGCUUCCCAAAAAUAUACAGCGACGGCUGCAAAAGCCAACCGUGGCUACUUUUGAAAUCGCCCAUUUUGGUGCCAGCGAUAGGACCCAUCCUUCUAUCCACGGACGAAAUUCGAUCCUUGUUAUCGAGCUCCUGAGCAGCCAGGGAAAGGGCGAGGUAACUCUCGCGUCUGCGGACCCGGCUAUGCCACCGCUGGUACGGCCGAGUUAUCUCGAGCACCCAUGGGACAAGCGAGUGGCAAUCGAGGCCACUCGGGAGGCUAUGCGGGUCAUGGAUCAUGCCAGCUCACCAAAAUCAAAAGUACCAGGGACCACUCACGUGUGCCCGAAAAGCGACAGCGAAGAAGAUAUUCUGGACUACUGGAGGAGGAGCUUGAUUAGCACCUGGCACUUGACCGGAACUUGCAAGAUAGGGAAGUCCGAAUCUGCAGACCGAGCGGUGAUAGAUCCUGAGUUUAAGGUAUACGGCGUGAAUGGAUUGAGAGUUGCCGACAUGAGCAUCGUGCCUCUGGUACCAAGGCAAGUCAACCGUUUCAUCCUACACCCUUCGAAACUCGUCCUGCCGAGGAAGAGCCUUUCGCUAACCGGCUGCAGUUCGCACCCGCAAACGAUGGCAUAUCAAAUGGGCAUGAUGGUGGCAUCGAAACUGAUCAAGGAGUACGGGCUGAAUAACUGA